AUGGCCCCGAAACAAGAUUUUCCUCCCGUUCGGGCGUGUAUCUUCGACAUGGAUGGAUUGCUAAUCGAUUCCGAGGACGCCUAUACCAUAGUGACCAACACAAUCCUACGAGAGAACGGUCGCCCUGAUCUACCCUGGGAAGUCAAGGCGCAACUCCAAGGUCGCCCUGGCCCCGCUGCAGGCAAGAUCUUCCACGAGUGGGCACAGCUCCCCAUCUCACACGAGGAUUUUAUGAAGCGCCAAGUCGAGCUACAGACCGAGGCUUUCAAGAAAUGCAAGCCCCUGCCAGGCGUAGAGAGCCUGGUAAGAAGGUUACAGGGUGCUCGAACAAGACUUGAAGGCGUACAGAGUCCUGGUCGCCAGGGAAAGCAGAUCAGACUUGCAUUGGCAACAAGUUCUCAUUCCAAAAACUAUGAGAUCAAGACUCGAGGUAUGGCUGAGCUAUUUGACAUCUUUCCUGAACCUCAUAAAAUCGUCGGAGACGAUAGCCGCAUACCCAAGGGGAGGGGAAAACCAUUGCCAGACAUCUAUUUGCUGGCUUUGCAGGUCAUCAACGAUACCAUCUCGGCCGAAGGGGAAGGUGAGCGAUCUGUUCGGCCCGAGGAAUGUUUAGUCUUUGAGGACAGUGUGCCGGGAGUUGAAGCUGGGAGAAGAGCAGGCAUGAGAGUCAUCUGGUGCCCUCAUCCUGGUCUGUUGGACGUCUAUAAAGACCGAGAGGAGUCGGUUUUGGCAGGCCGAACAGGAGAACACAAAGAAGACGAUCUAGAUCAUGCUGAGGGUCUUCCUCUCGCCGGCAGCCCCGGUCAAACAGGUGAGCUCCAUGAUGGAUAUGCCGAACGACUCGAAACUCUCGAACAUUUCGACUACGCGAAAUACGGCAUCGACUUUUCGGAUGCUCGGUAUACGUCAGAGGGUGGUCAUUCAGCAGUCGACGGAACCACCGAUAAGCAGCUGGAAGAGAUGACCGCCAUGGCAGAUGGUAAAAUGCAUGCCCCAGAAGAGCCCAGCCCGAGAGCCACUUCCAAACCAGGCUUGCGGUGA
Molecule: messenger RNA, 1041 nt
Organism: Exophiala aquamarina CBS 119918
Lineage: Eukaryota; Fungi; Ascomycota; Eurotiomycetes; Chaetothyriales; Herpotrichiellaceae
Exons: 2
Coding region: 1-1041 (346 amino acids)
Molecular function (GO): phosphatase activity
Source: RefSeq, a predicted model, not a curated record